Lolium perenne is the source of this 5050-nucleotide messenger RNA. Its product is annotated as probable indole-3-acetic acid-amido synthetase GH3.11. Gene Ontology annotation, molecular function: acid-amino acid ligase activity. NCBI's taxonomy places the organism in Eukaryota, Viridiplantae, Streptophyta, Magnoliopsida, Poales, Poaceae. Gene Ontology annotation, cellular component: cytoplasm. The record is from RefSeq and is a predicted model, not a curated record.
CUUAUUCCAAAUAUGAAUAAAUCCACGUACAUGUUUGGCGAAAGAGUAUGACUUAUGAUAGGAAAAAAUGGGUAAAACAAUUUUUACAUAGUUGAUUCAUGAUAGGAGUUACAUUGGGAGACAUCAAAUGAGUUCGUUUGAUUUGUGAAGGGGAUCAACACAGCACCAUGGGCUGUUUGGAAACAGAAAGCUCAGAGUAAAUUUGAAACUCGAAAGGGAAUACUUCGACUUAUGGAUGAAAAGAAAGAACAUAACAUAUCCCCAGGUAGCCCUGAGAAAUUCACUGAGUUUUUAGUUUAGCAUGUUAACAUUGGCUCAAGGUUGCGAGCACUAUCAACCCAAGUUUAGAGUCCCAAGAUUACAGUUACAAAAGCGUGUGGGGCUGUUGAAGAAAGAUCUAGCCAUUUACAAAAAGACCAGCUUGCAACUGUAGGUGCUCUCCUACCUAGCAGCGGAUAGGAAGGUGUAGUUCCUUCCUUGACGUCCACCACACAUCCACCACCCUCCUCCAAAGAGGAGCUACUGGGCUAGGCAGACACACAGUCCAGGACCCUACUGUUCUUGAUGUAAAAGAGGAACACAAAAGGCCAGCAUUUCUCAAAAGCACAGUUGCAUUUCGUCAAGCAUGCCCACAGCCCCAUGAUGAAAGUGCCCUCCUCCACCAUUUCUUUAUGGUGGCAUCCAUGAUCGAUCUAAUCUCGAAAGCAACCAGAUUUAUGUUCUGCCGCAUUAUGUAUAGUUCUUUAUUAGUGAAUACUGCAAGCCUUCACACACUGUUUCUCUCACAUGAUUUGGCUGUGAUAUUUUUUCUUGAAAAACUUUAGGAGAAUGGAGAUUGGACGUAGAUAUUUUGUAACACGCUGGCUUUAGGAUGAUGUUGACUUGAAUGAUUUAUGCUCGGGGAAAAUAUACGGAAAGAUUUGUUCCUUUUACUUUUGGGAUGAAGAUCACUUUCUUGCUUAAUGUUGUGCCCACCAAGUGCCUGGUUAAAUGACAAAACCCCCAAAACCAUGCAGCGUUUACGUCUCUUGGGUACUUUUAGUUCAUUUAUUGCACUUGUCCUUAUUCUGUUCAUGGUGGGUGCAAGUUGGCCGCUUCCAAAAGAACAUCUAUGUUGGUUUUUUAGUCGAGUGAGAAGGAGCGAUCUCACAAGGACAAGGAUCAGGAAAAACAAGGGUGUAUGGCAAGGACAAGGUCAUGAGAGAUUGAACAACUUACCUUUUUUUUCAUUUAGCAUUGCAACUUUAGCAUAGAAUUUGUGCAAUGUUUCUCUUUUUCCGUACAUAGUUAAUGGAUGAGGAGCAAGGAACCACCAUUGGGAGUGCAACAUAUGCGGCGAGCAUCCGUAAACCAUGAAAGCACACCCUUUAUCCUGAGUUGACUAGAGAAUAUCAUAGAUGGCCACGAUGCCUGCAAAUUGUUAUGGACAUGCUUAUUCGGUCGACGUCACCUUUCAGAAUAGGCUAACGUAUAGUACGGACUUCUCACUUCUGUAGGGGGGAUGUGGUCUCCAAUUGAGAGAAAUUGAUUGGGGAAUUCUCCAUCAACUCAGCUGCAUAAAUGACCUUUCUGAUCAUGUUAAAGUUAGAGAAUUGAACUAAUUGAGCAAUGCAUAUGCAUGUUUCUUUACCUUUCAGAACAGUCUGGCCUUGUGAUUAUUGACUAAUCCUUGGAUCAUCCGGUUGGCAUGAACGUAGUAUUGCAAUUGGUGUUUGAUUAUGGCCAAAUGUUUUAUUGGUUAAAUGGAACUGGGGACCUAGUUAGUUUUGAUCCACUGUAAUUCAUGCUCCUAUAACUUACGAAACACAGCUAAGCAUAUAAUAUGGUGUCCACACCUAGUGUUCUGGGUUAUCCAUGAAGCAUUCAAUGUCGAUACAAAUUCUCCAGAAUAAAUUUUAAAGUGGAUAAAACAUGUUCUUAUCUUUGAUGGUGCCCACUUUACUAUACUGUUUGAUUGCGUGCAACCAUGGCUCUACAUGAUAUGUAUUCCUUAGGUGCAUUAUUGGUAACUUUUGCUUGGUUACCAAUUAUCCUUGUCGCUUCAUGUGUACCUUUUCCCUCACAAUAUUGUUGAGUAGUUCCUCCACUGUUCGCCUGUACGGUUGAUUUGCUGUUGCCGGUAUCUCCAUGCUCGGUUUCCUACAAGAUUGACCCAAAAAUGGCCUGGAUAUUUUGCGAUGAUGCUCAGGUCCAUUGGAUUGCUUGAUACAUGAUGUUUCUUUCUAAUGCUUGCUGUUUCUAAGAAUAUGUGACACUUAAUAUUUUGCACUACGCUUGCAUGGAUCUGGUAACUAAUUCCAAUUUUAUGCACAAGCAGAUGGUCUCUACUCUCUACUCCAGAAGAGAUUGUAACAGUGAUAUAAGCCUAUAAUCAGUCAAUAAAUGAAUUACUAUUUUAAGCUUUUUGCUCUCCUAGCAGGUUAUCAUCUCCAUCAAAAGACAUUAGUCUUUAAAUUGCCAACUCUAGAUAAGGAGACAUCAUGGUAUAGUUUAUACAAUAAAGAUGAACAUAUGAGGGCACAUUGUUCGUGCCAUUUCUAAGAUCUUCUAAUUGCUCCCAUCCUUCUUGGCCUAACCAUAUGAUCAUGUACACUGUCUUUUCCUAGUCUCUAUAUGUCACCUAAGUACUCAUUGCUUGUUGUUAAGAUAUUUCAAGGCUAUGACAUAUGUUUUGCAUGGUUUCAUCGAGGGAAAUGCGAUGUAGUUCUUUAAAGGUACAUACCGGGAGGUGGAGUUGCAUGUCACAAGUAAUAAUGGGUAGUGGAGCACACACAACUUGAUAAAAUUUCAUCAUGUCAUUGUGUUCCUUUACAUUUUUCAGUUGAACAAUAAUAGUGGGAGUUCCAAAAAUAUAGAAACAUAUUGUCAUGUCCAGAAAUAUAAUAAGUGGAUCAUCUUACAUGGCAGAUGGGCUGCAUUAUCUUAUUGGCCAAGAAUCUCUCUGGCAAAGUGGAAGUAUUAAGUAGAUAUGCUUCUCAUGAUCACGCGCUAUCGCAGUAUAUAAGGGGCAAACAAGCUCCAGAAGCUAUUACUUUGAGCCCCUGCCCUCCUCUUUUACUUAGGUCCAUUUCUAAUUCUCCCUUUGCUUGCAUUAUGGACAACUAUAAGCCAUGCUAUAAGAUAAAUGAUGCUCUUCAAGAGCUUGAGAUGUUGGCAGUGAAUGCCAAAGAAGCCCAACAGCUUAUACUGACAAAAAUCCUUGAGAGGAAUCAGGCUAGUGAAUACUUGAGAAAAUUCAUGAAUGGAUCCACAAAUAUUUCCACUUUCAUGAGAAAUGUUCCAGUAGUGACAUAUGAUGUGGUCCAGCCCUACAUUGCGAGGAUCUCAAGUGGCGAGGAUUCUUCAAUUUUAUGUGGAGAACGAAUUGUAGAGCUUCUGAGAAGCUCUGGAACUUCUCGGGGUGAGCCAAGAUUGAUGCCAGCCAUCUCUGAGGAUCUUGACCGCCGAACCUACCUUUAUAGUCUGCUGAUGCCCAUAAUGAACAAGUAUGUGUCGGGCCUUGAUGAAGGGAAGGCCAUGUAUCUUCUCUUUGUGAAAGCGGAAACACUCACAAGUUCUGGCAUUCCAGUUCGAUCAGUCCUCACUAGCUAUUACAAGAGCCCUCACUUCCUGCACCGCAAACACGACUUGUACAACAACUACACCAGUCCUGAUGAGGUAAUUCUUUGCCCUGACAGCCAGCAGAGCAUGUACUGUCAGCUGCUCUGUGGCCUGGUCGAACGCCAGCAUGUCCUUCGUCUCGGGGCAGUCUUCGCCUCAGCAUUCCUUCGUUCUAUCAGCUUUCUUGAACGGUACUGGUGUGACCUUGUUAACGACAUACGGCUUGGUAAACUCAAUUCCAGUGUCACCGAUAUUGCGUGUCGGUUGGCCAUGGUGCACUUUCUUGCGUUGCCCAACCCAGAGCUAGCUGAUGAGCUUGAGGAAAUCUGCAGCUGUGGGCCAUGGAAGGGGAUUCUAGGCAGGCUAUGGCCUAAUGUCAAGUACAUCGAAGCUGUUCUUACAGGCACAAUGGCACAAUACAUCCCCAUGCUGGAGUUCUAUAGUGGUGCUAGGAUUCCCUUGGUCUGCACCAUGUAUGCUUCCUCAGAGAGCUAUUUUGGUGUCAAUCUAAGGCCACUGUGUAAACCCACUGACGUGUCUUACACGAUCCUCCCAAACAUGGCCUAUUUUGAGUUCAUACCUUUGGAGGAUGGCCUCAGAGUGACGGAGGAUGAUGAGGUGGUGGAGAAUGAUAAGCUUGUUAAUCUGGUGGAUGUCAAGGUCGGAUGCUACUAUGAGCUUGUGGUUACCACAUUUUCCGGUCUUUACAGGUAUAGGGUCGGCGAUGUGCUUCAGGUGACAGGCUUCUACAACUGUGCACCACAGUUCAAAUUCAUCUGCCGGCGAAACGUCAUACUCAGCAUCGACUCCGACAAGACCAACGAGGAGGAUCUCCACAAUAGUGUCACUCGUGCCAAGAAAAUCCUGGAGGAUCGGAACUGCAUCCUCCUGGAGUACACUAGCUACACAGAUACUUCCACUGUCCCUGGCCACUACGUCCUCUUCUGGGAGAUCAAGUCCACCAGCGAAGGUGUGACGCCUCUGGAUGCUGAGCUCCUGGAGAGCUGCUGCAUCUCAGUCGAGGAGUCGCUCGACUACAUCUACAGGCGCUGCAGAGCUCAUGACAAGUCGGUAGGCCCUCUGGAAAUACGAUUGGUUGAGGCCGGAGCGUUUGAUGCUCUGAUGGAUCUGUUAGUUAGUCAAGGCAGUUCUAUUAACCAGUACAAGACCCCAAGAUGCAUCGAGUCUGGGCUCGCAUUGAAGCUGCUGAACUCCAAGGUCAUCGCUUCCUUCUUCAGUCCCCGGGAUCCUGAGUGGACUAUGUAAGCUUUCAGGGAUUAGGAGAGCUUUACUUACAGUCAGAUCAUACCACCUUGCUGCUUUGCUUGGAUAACUGUAUUCCUGCUCCCUAGCAUUUCAUUUGGAGAAUUGCUUAUUAGCCUGUAGUACAGUAUUACCGAGGCUGUAAAGCAGAGAAUGAAGUAAUGGCUAAUUUUGGCUGCCCUUUGUA